Messenger RNA from Durio zibethinus, 1851 nucleotides. It is a transcript of the gene ERCC1, whose product is annotated as nucleotide repair protein. The record is from RefSeq and is a predicted model, not a curated record. Gene Ontology annotation, biological process: mitotic recombination; UV-damage excision repair. NCBI's taxonomy places the organism in Eukaryota, Viridiplantae, Streptophyta, Magnoliopsida, Malvales, Malvaceae. Gene Ontology annotation, molecular function: damaged DNA binding; single-stranded DNA binding. Gene Ontology annotation, cellular component: nucleus; ERCC4-ERCC1 complex; nucleotide-excision repair factor 1 complex.
GGUCAUUGAUUUACAGGCAAAUUAGACUUAGGCCUAAUACCCAUAUUCUACUGAAUGUUUGGUUAAUGAGACUUUUUUCUUCGGUCUAGAAACCUUAAACUGGUUGGAUACAUGGGCUCUUUCUAUUAGGGCUAAACGAAAAUCAUAACCCAUUUUCAUAAACAGAAAGAACUCUGGUUUUAUUUUUCACUUCAUUCAUCAAUCAAAAUUCAACGGGGGAAAGAGGCAGAAGAAGAAGAAGAAAAUGGAGGAAGAAAGAGAAAACCAAGCGGAACAAAACCAAAGCAAGAAAAAAACACCAAUAGUAAUAGGAAUUCCAUCAUACAAAGAAGUAAUAGAAAGCUCACAAAUGAAAUCAACCCCACCUUCCCUUUUCACUCCUUCUCAUUCUUUUUCUCAAGCCUUCAGUUUUAUUAAAUCCUCUGAGUUUUACUCUCCACCUCCCCAACCUCCUCCGGCCACCACCUCCACUGUUUCAACCCCAAGGCCAAUUGGUGAGGCCAAUGUGCCUUCUUCUUCUUCUUCAGCUGCUUCUACCUCAGCUUCACCUGCUGCUGCUGUUGCUUCAUCAUCAUCAAAUUCUGCUCAGAAUCGCAAUGCUAUCCUUGUCAGCCAUAGACAGAAGGGUAAUCCCUUGCUCAAACAUAUCAGGAAUGUGAGAUGGGCUUUUGCAGAUAUUAUUUGUGACUACUUGCUCGGUCAAAACUCAUGUGCUCUCUAUUUAAGUCUUCGAUAUCAUUUGCUGCACCCAGACUACCUAUAUUACCGCAUCAGGGAACUGCAGAAAAACUUCAAGCUUCGUGUUGUGUUAUGCCAUGUUGAUGUGGAGGAUGUUGUUAAGCCUUUGCUUGAAGUUACUAAAACAGCUCUGCUUCAUGAUUGUACUUUAUUAUGUGGUUGGAGCUUGGAGGAAUGUGGUCGCUACUUGGAGACCAUAAAAGUAUAUGAAAACAAACCUGCAGACCUCAUCCAAGGCCAAAUGGAUACAGACUACCUAUCAAGGCUAAAUCAUGCUCUUACAACUAUUCGACAUGUUAACAAGACUGAUGUGGUCACACUUGGUUCUACAUUUGGGUCUCUGUCUAGUAUCAUGGAUGCAUCCAUGGAAGAUCUUGCUCGAUGUCCGGGAAUAGGAGAGCGGAAGGUAAAACGCUUGUAUGAUGCUUUUCAUGAACCAUUCAAGCGUGUAGUUUCCAGCAACCCUCAUGUUCCAGAAACUCCGGUCUGCAAUGAUGCUGAACCUUGCUCAGCAAGUGAAGUCAUAGAAGCUGAAAAUGAUACUGAAAAUACUAGCAAGCGUAGGAAAAAAGAACCUGAAAUGAACGUUAAAUCAGCUCUGACUGCUGCUUUUGCCAAGUAUUCUGGUAAAAUUAGUAAAAAGAACAAUAAAUCAGAGGGUAGUAAGGGAGGAGGAACCAGUGCUACUGUGGCAUCCGAAGCUGCUACUAAGAAUUCGAAGGAAGGGGUUUAAACUUGAUCUAGUUUUGCUACUUCAAUCGAUCUCCAACAUGCAAUCCUGGUGAGAUGCAAAUGCUUGAUGAUUUGUUGAACUUAUACAACCAGAUAAGCAGUGCACACAGGAUCUGAAGAAGUUGAAGUUUAAAUUGCACAUGGAAUUCUGAAUUCUCGGCGAUCUUUUAGCAGAGGUUAGAGAUUCAUGUAGUCAAGAGCGUAAUGUUCUAGCACGUAUGUAUUGCUUUGAAACAGGAUGUAAUUUUAGUCUGUCAAUCUUGUUCUAUAAGUAAUACAGGAAGUUUAGAAAGCUACAGAAUGAAAUGCAGUGAUAAUUCCCCCUUGUAUUUAUUCUUUAUGUAGCACAUGCAACAUAUAUACGUGUGCUACUUAAUAUCU